AAAAUUCAGCACUUGCAGUCUUUGCUAGUUAAAGGCUGCAAUUCCAGUUAUUCCUGCAGCAGAAAUGCCUUAACCUGUGGUUUGCCCAGCCACCAUCUGAAGAGCAGCCAAAGUCCUGCACUUCUUUCUUCUCCUAAUGAGGAGCUCUUCAGAGCUGCUUCAAUGUUUCUUAAACAUGAAGUAAAUUACUUUUUAGGCUUGUCUACAUUCACAGUGACCAAUGAGCUCUGGGAAGUGUUUCUGUAUAAACUACAGCAAAGCCACAUCCUUAAUGCUUUCCCUCUGCUUGCCAACAUAAACUACUCCUCAUCAGGCAUGGCUGGACUUCUUACUGUAUUGGAGAAACUCGAGAUGUUUCUCUACCUCUUGGGGUCUGAAAUUGCUCCCAUUCCCCAAGCAUCCCUCCCUGCUGGAGACUGCAGUGUAAUCUAACCCGGGUGGAUGGCAAGACAGAAGUAUGAGUUAUGAGGCAAAAAUCUUUUUUUUUCCGUCGUUUUUCUUUAAAUGGCUUUAUUUCCUUGUGUUUGCUGCAGACCAGACUUGCAGUAGUAUAGAAAAUAAAUGCAAAAAUUAUAGUUUCCAAAUUCCUUGGGGGAAGGGAGUUUGACCAGUGUUCCUGUGAAUAAUUAGCUUAGACACAGGCAGAACUGUUCCUGCCUGGGACAGCUUCUUCCUGUUCUUCACGCUGUUUGUGCCUAAUGGUGCUGUGGAGGUGCCAGGAGGUGCUUCCUCCUCCUCCUCCUCCUCCUCACCCAGGGGCUGGGGCAGCACUAAGUCAGCUCAGGGAGCUCUUGCCCAUGUGCCUGCAGCACCCGGGCAAGUGUGAUGCAAGGGUUUUGUUGUUUAUUGAGGCCCCGCAGGGUGACCUUGAGGCUGGUUAAGGAAAACAUGUUGGCGUGUGAGCUCAGCUGUCCCCUGAGCAGCAACCACCACUGGCAAAGAGCAUCUUGUAACUUCGAGCUGGUUAAUUAGGGGUCUGAACUGAGAAGUGAGUGCUGAACUGUGCCUUAGGCAUAAGGACAUUUUUUUGAAAGCAGCCUCCAGCUCUGCCACAACACAGGUGUUCACUUGUACCAUUGCUUCAAAGUAAUGUAAUCUGACCAUUCCUGGGACCCUUGGUCUUAAGACUGGUCUGUACUGGGGGGUCUUUGGGGUGCCUUUGACCAUGAGCUGCAGCUCUGUGUUUGCUGUGUGAGGAAUGCUGUGACAUGUGGCCAGGGCACCCAGGACACAACCUAGGGCACAGUUUUGCCACCAAGUGUUCCUGUCAAAGGAAUGGUGAAUGCUGCUGCCCCCAGUGUGCCAGAGCUGUCCUCAUGGCCCUGCUGGCAGGUUCAGCAGGGGCUGAGCCGCAGACCCAGGCAACAAACCCUGCUGAGAGUUUGACAUUUUCUGUCCUCUCUCCCUGUUACUGCCGUUCUGACUUUAAAAAUAGAAUAAGAUUGUCUCAUCUCAAGGCAAAGGCUUCUCAAGAGGGUUCAUUAUGUCACAUGUAUUAUCUGCUCUGCAGAUCUUUUUAGGCAAAUAUGAGUAUUUUUUUUAAGUUGUAUACUAGCUUUUAUAAACCAAGGUCUGCAGCACUCCCACACACGACACGAAGGUGAUGCUGAGUUGCCCACAGCUCAUUUGAACAUACAGCUGCCUGAGCAGGGUGCUCUGUCCGGGAGGAGGGGGUGGCAGGGGGUACCUGCUGUGGGCUUCCCAGCAGUUCACUCUGUGGCAAGGGCCGUGUUAGCACUCUGAGGAGGUCUGGCAGCUUGCGCAGUCACAAGCAUUUCACUCUAGAAAUGUUACCAGAGACUUUUCAGGUGGUUAGAUCUCGUUUCUGCUCUUGCUGUAGCAGGCAGUGGAAACUUGGGAGUUUCCUGAGUGAUGUUUGUGAUGUGUCAGCAUGGUGCCACGUCACACCAUUUUUUCUAGAUAUGUGAAAGAAAGAGGAAACUGUCUUGCAGUUCAGAGGUAAAAGUGCCUUAAGCAAUGCUGGAAGAAAGUGCCAAACGAUGUGGUGGGUUUAAAUCUGAACUCUGGUUGAUGUGCUGAAGGUAAUGCACUCUUGUUCCUAACACUGCAAAUUAGGAUGUUUUUUCAUCUGCAAAGGGAUUCUCCUUGCUUUGACCCUCCAGUGAUGGCUGAUGAGUGUAUGAUAGUCCAGUAGUGGGGAGCAGCUCAGGGAGCGAUGGGACACAACUUCAAAGUAAAAGGAAGAGCUUUUUGUUUUUACUUUCUUUAGAGGAUCAAAUUAGCAGUCUGCUAAAGCCUUUUAAUGCUAAAACUUCCAGAGCUUAAACAAUGACCUGUGAAAAGGAGUGCUUGGAUCUGGACCCUGCAUAUGAUGAAGUCUGGCAUCUCCAUUAUGGCCAAUUAAAGUGACAGCAGAGUGUAAACACUCCUGAGUUCCCUGGCUGGCUCCUGGCUGCACAUGGCCUUUCUCCUCUGCCUUGGAGAAGGCACGAAGUCAUUUUGAACUUCCCAGCCAGAGGCCUUUCAGAACCUCUGUGCCCUCUCCUCGGGUGGUUCAGCAGGAACAGCCCAGAAGCUGAAGCUUGGUCUUCCAGUCGAAACCUGUUGUCCUUGAAUUGUGCAAUUGCAGAGAGACAGAUGUUAUCCUGCAGAGGGAAACGAGGCUGGCAGUGCACUGCAGCACGGGCUUGCCCUCUCUCUGGGGACUCUUCACUGCCUUUCCAGGAUGCUGUCCAGCACUCAAGCCAAGAUCUGGAUUUUAGGAAUAAUCCUGCCCCCAGAAGUUCCUUCCAAUACCCACAACAAUGUGUGAAGCUUUCCCUUAAAUGGAGCUUCAGAUAUUAGAUUUGAGUAACUAAACAAUCACAGGAAGCUAUUGCAUUGACCAAACUAAUUUUUGGUCCUAAAUAACUUCAUAUUUGAACAGCUUAGUAGAAUAUUAGUGCUCUGCAUGCUGAUCUUGAACUUUGAGAGAUUUUAUAUUCCCAGUUAUACGAGGAGACUGGGUGUUCUUCCGUGUUCUGCAACAGGAGAUGGAAGUGGUUUCUUUGACUUACUCCCUCCCCCGUCAGCCUACCUGUGAGCAGGUACAGCAGCUGUGCACAGGCACAGCAACCUGGGUGAGAGAGAGAUGUGGGCGAUAGCCAGAUGUGGGCAGGAGGGAGCCAGCCCUGGGUGAGAGCUCACUCAUGUCAUGGGCACAGAGGCACAUGUGUGGUCUCACUUAGUGCUCCUACAGUUUCCUCUUCUGUCUCUUCCUCGUCUCUCCUGUUCCCCAUCAGAUCAAAGGGUAGAUCAGCACCUCCCCACCUCUGCCUGACAACUGAAAAGGAAAGGAAAUACGCUGGGGAAAACCUGUGCUUUAAAAAAUGUAGCCCACUUGGUGUAAAUAUGCAAAUGUUUGUAGAGGAGUGGCUGUUUCUAAAACACAUUAGUGAGAAAUGCUUCACGCCCUUCUUUGUCAGUCGGUAAGUAAGAGAAUACUUGUCUUCCAAUGCAGUGGCUGCUUAAAUAAAGAUGAGAGAGCCUGGAUUUUCUCUUAUGAUGGAGUGCAACAGGCGGUGAAAUCCAGGACUGUGCCUACUUGGACAGUGAAAGCACCUACAGCGAGUCAGAGCUGUUUCCUGAUGAGGAAGCGAUGACUCUGGCACAGCAGGAGGUUCACCAUGAGUCUGACAUGGACAGUGCCAUUGAGAGCGCCCAGAGCUCGGAGGCCUCGGACGUCUGUCGGAGCGAGGACAAGGACGGCGUGCUCGGUGGCCUCUUCCUACCCGGUGACAAGUCAAGUCAUCACAACCCUUCCGCAGCAUCUGACCUCUCCACUUAUUCCACCGCCUCCCUGAUCAGUAAUGAAGAACAGUUUGAAGACUAUGGGGAAGGAGAUGAUGUGGAUUUUACUCCCAGUAGCCCAUGUCCUGAUGAUGAGAGCAGAACCAACGCCUACUCUGACCUUGGCUCAUCUGUAUCUUCCAGUGCUGGCCAAACCCCCCGAAAAAUGAGACAUGUUUAUAACAGCGAGUUACUGGAUGUUUACUGCUCACAGUGCUGCAAAAAGAUAAAUCUCCUCAACGAUUUGGAAGCCAGGCUGAAAAACUUGAAAGCAAACAGCCCUAACAGGAAAAUAUCAAGCACAGCUUUUGGAAGACAACUCUUCCACAACAGUAACUUCAGCAGCAGUAAUGGCAGCACAGAAGACUUGUUCAGAGACAGUAUAGACUCCUGUGAUAAUGAUAUCACUGAAAAGGUAACGUACCUAGAGAAGAAGGUGACAGAACUGGAGAAUGAUAGCCUGACAAACGGUGACCUGAAGAGCAAACUGAAACAAGAGAACACACAGCUGGUUCACAGAGUUCAUGAACUAGAGGAAUUAUUGAAAGACCAAGAAACAUCAGCAGAACAGACUCUGGAAGAAGAGAUAAAGAGACAUAGAGAAGCUUACAGCAAGUAUGAAAAAGAGAAAGGCACUGAAAUUGAACUGCUAAAUACAAGGGUUCAGCAACUGGAAGAAGAAAAUGGUGAUCUGAAAAGCACUGUCACACGGCUGAAAUCCCAAACAGAGAGAUUGGAUGAGGAGAGGCAGCGCAUGUCAGAUAGGCUGGAGGACACAAGUCUGCGACUGAAGGAUGAGAUGGAUUUGUACAAGAGGAUGAUGGACAAGCUGCGGCAGAACAGGCUGGAAUUCAACAAGGAGAGGGAAGCCACACAGGAGCUCAUUGAAGACCUGCGGAAGGAACUGGAGCACUUGCAGCUGUACAAGCUGGAAUGUGAACGUCCUGGACGUGGGAGAAGCUCUUCCUCCAGCCUGAGUGAAUUCAAUGCCAAAACCAGAGAGGUGGAAAUGGAGCAUGAAAUAAAACGGCUGAAGCAGGAGAAUCAGAAACUUCGUGACCAAAAUGAUGAUCUUAAUGGACAGAUUCUAAGCCUCAGUCUUUAUGAAGCUAAAAACCUCUUUGCAACGCAAACAAAAGCCCAGUCACUGGCUGCUGAAAUUGAUUCUGCAUCGAGAGAUGAGCUCAUGGAAGCCCUCAAAGAACAGGAAGAGAUAAAUUACAGAUUGCGACAGUAUAUGGACAAGAUAAUUUUGGCGAUCCUCGACCACAAUCCAUCCAUCUUGGAAAUAAAGAAUUGAAGAGCAUAUGAGAAGGAAAAGCAGCAACUGCCUGAUAUUUCUGCACAUGCCACUGGAUCUAAGCAGCACUCUGAUACUGUAAAUGAAUCUAUAAAUUAUAUAAUACACACUAGGUGUGAGUGUGGGUGCGCGGGUGUGUUUAUAUGAUGUUUGGUACACUGUUAUUUGUCAUUGAAUUGGCUUGGUUAGACUUUUUCCAUGCACUUUCAAUACCUGUGAUGAGAUGGACACUGUAUAUUAAUGUAAUAACAAUGUAACUGGAUCAUGCUGUUUUAGAUACUGGACAAAAUGAUUCUACCUCUAGUUGUAAAGGUAAAAAUAGACAAUGGAAACAUAUGGAUGUGGCCCUAACUUUAGGAGCAAGAAUUUUUUUCUUUGUUCUUCCAGGAAUUUGGGUACCACAAACCAUUUGGGUACCACAUACCCAGGUUCAGUUCCUGACUGGUGCUGACUGUGUAAUUUCCUAUUUGAUUUAGUUUUAGUACUUAAACCACACAUGAGAUUAAAAAAAAAAAAAAAAAAAAAAACCACCCAAAAAAACCAAAACCACAAUAAAAACCCACAAAAUUUAAGGAAAGGAAGAUACUGCAGAAUUUUUGCUAUUUAUGAAAAAUUACCAUCCAUUUGUUUGCCACUGUCAGCACAAAGUGUUUUUCAUGUAAGAUCACUUUGGAGUCUGCUUUUGGAUGCUCUGAGCCUGCUCUCUAGUAUGUGUGCAUGUGUGUUUUUUAUGCCAGGGUCCCUGUAGCAUUGAGGCAAUGAGGCUUCAAUUCUGUUCCCCUAUUUUCAGGGGUAUAUCAUGGGUGAUUAAGAUGAAUUCUGGGAUUCUGCCCCUUCCCCUCACCCUGAUUUUAAAGAUUUCACUGAAAGAACACAUUCCAGUUCUUAACAAAAAAAAAAAAAAAAUUAAAAAACAACAAACAAGCAAACAAAAAAACCCAGACCAAUAACAAAAUAUUUGCAUGAAAUAUCUCACCUUAGGGGGAGGAGGAGGAGGACCAGCCCUCAACAUGACGUGCUGAGUUGCUCCCACCCCAGACAGCUGCACUCCUUUGAGAAUGGCAUUUUCUGGGCAGGCUGUGCAGAGGAAGGGCUGGUUCCUGGCGCGGCAGUGGAGGACAGUCUGACAGAGUGGCUUCUACCUAUAGGACAGGAAAAAGAAAAAGAGCUUCAUCUUGCAGGAGUUGCCAGUCCAGACUGAGCACACACGUGCAUAUCUAAAGCUCUAAGUAGGGAGCACAUCCCAAUUUAGAUGAGCAGUUGUGCAGGUGCUUAACUUUAAGUGUGUGCUUCAUCUGCUCAUGGACAUCAGUGGGACAGAACAUUAAGCUUUAAAGUUGAGUGUAUGCUUAAAUGCUGCCUUAAAUAGGGAUGAUUUCAACAUGUGCCUGUGUUCACCAGAGCUGGAUCUAUACUGUAGGGCUAGGACAUUUUUAAUUAAUAAUGUAGCUUAUAUAAGGAGCUUAUGGAAUUAUUUGGGUAGUUGAAUGCUAAAAACAAAUUUUAUUCCAUGCACUUUUUUUUUUUUUUUUUAAGUAAAAGUUUCACACUUUUGAUUCACACCAACUGGCGCAGAAAAAUCAGCCAGAGUAUUUGGCUUUCCCCAGUGCAUAGAGAUGUUUCCUCUAUUGAAUACACUCCCCAGAAGAAUGUUACAGUAGCAAUGACUGUGCUUUUCUGUGUAUUUCUUGCUGUUAGCAGUGUCUUGCCCCUAGUAUUCUCUUGUUGUAUCUUGGUGUGUAUAUGUGAUGCAUUUUUCCUGAAUUUGAAUACAUAAAACUGUAUUCAGUUAGGGAUGUAAAUAUAUAUAAUUUUUUUUCUGCAAUCUCUGUGCUCUUGCCUUCAGUGAUGUGUUACUGGAGUGAUGGGAAGCAGGGGACGUACUGAAAUCAGGCUUUCUUGAAGGCAAGAAAAUAAAAACAGUUUGUUUCUAUGUAUCUGCAUAGGCAGGUGUAAAGUAAGUGGAAAGAGGAACCAGAGGACUGACUGAGAGACACAACACCCCCAGUGCACAAAGGUCUGCAGUGCUCUGGGAGAAAUGUGACAGUCUGGUUCAAACAGUCACAGGGCUGGGUUCCUGAGGCUCUGGGAUAAUCUGGAGGAAAGGAUUUAAAGACCACUCCUUUGCCACCUGGGAAUGGUGUAAGAUGCAACACUGCAGCAGCUUCUGUUUGUUCAGAAGUAGGUGGAACCCCAUGGAAACCCCACACAUCCACCUCUCCCACCUGCUGCUUCUUCUGGAUGUGCUGCCCAGAAGGUGGGAGAGGAACGGUUCAGCCAGCUUGGUGCUUCCUGUCUGCAGGACUCCUCACUUGCACUUUAGUGAUGGCAUUUCCCUUUGCCUGGUGCUGUUUGUGGGUAGUGCCAGAGACUUCACUCUUUUUGUAGGUCACAGAGAACUCUUCCACGCUGUUAGGGGGCUGUUGCAAACCUGCUGUGACCUGCAGGGCUGGGUGACACAGCAGCCCUGCUUCUGGAGCUGACUGUGUUGCACUGCUCUCCUGCUCUCAUGCAGUGCAUUUCAAUAAGAGUGAAGCUGUUGCAGCUUAGGCUGGUGACUGAAUGUUUUUACCUAAUUAUUUUUAAGUAAACUGGACUCUGGGGCUUCAAAAUUUCAGUGAUCUAAAGCCCAUUCCCACUAGGGUGGAAGUGUUGAGGACUGUUGCACUGAAAGCAAAGCCUGUGGAUUUGAACAGAAGAUAUUGCUAUAGUGAGAGCCAAGUUUUUGUGCAGAUUAUUAUAUGUAGGAGGUGAACAGUCAGUAGUAGUGACAUGUAGUCACCGAAUCUGGCUGAUAUCCCAAAAGGAAUGUUCUAGCCAAGGGUACUCAGCAGUGGAAAUUCUUUAAAACUUGCAGGACUUCUUGUUCAGCUCUGUACCCAGCUGUGUAAGUAUUUAGAAACUCUUCCUUGCUCCAGUGUUUGCAUUUGAAGAGAUGUCUUACCACCAUGUUGGUGGUGUUUGUAGCUGUGUUUUAUUGUGUAAAGGAGGUAUCCUUCUGCUCCUGUGGGGCCCUCAGUGUGGUACUGCCAUCUGUUACUGUGGAAGUCAUAUCCAGAUACUUACUAUGUUUGACAAAUAAUGUGAGUUGGAGGUGGGAGAAGCAUUUCACUGGCAGAUAUAUUUUCCUCUAAGGUAUCCACCUCUAAAAAUACUAAUUAGCAAUUGCAUUCUUAGUCUGAGUAACUACAGAUAUUAGAGCAAUUCAUCUUGCAACUCAAGCCCUGGAGAGCCCUUUUAUCCCAGAAAAGAAGUCAUAGUGUUUUAUGACAUGCAGGUAAUUUGGUAAUAGAGGAUCACUUGAUGGCUCACUGGGGCAGGGAGAAGAGUAAUCUGAUACCAGUGUUGCAGAGAGUGCAUAUUUUGAUCAAGUGUCAAACAGACACUGUCAGAACAGACAGGAGAUGUUGGAAAUGGGGAGACACUAACUUUGUUGUCUGUUCUCUGAUAAAUUUCUUACUUCUUUGCUGUGGACAUCCUUUGUAUUCUCAGGCUGGCCAGGAAAGUACAGCCUGCCUCUGUCAGUGUUACUGUUGGUGGAACAAGGGCCUCCCUUCCCUGGGUGAAUCACUUCAGACUCAGAAAUGUGGGAUCAUCUCCUUCUAGCAAUACACAGAUGCAGUAAACACUUCUGUGUCAAACCCAUGGUUCUCUUUAACCCUUGGGGAUGCAAACACAUCCCAGGUACUGUAUCUUGAUAUGUUCCUUGGUUCAUUUGACCUUAAAGCUAAAUGAUAUUCUGGUCAAACCUUCUGCAAACCACUACAGGUAUUUCUGGACAGUGAAAAAAAAAGACUGGCUUUUGGCUAGAAGCUGCCCUUGGUCAGGCUAAUGCCACACAAGGUACUGCAGAAAAAUUACCUCUUUCAAAACUUGCACUUAAAGAGUACCUGAAAUGUAGUCUCUCAAGAUUUUUCUGGUAUUGGCUGCUUCCCUCCAGACUUUAGUCUUCAGCUGCAGCCUAGUUCUGAUUUCAGAAUGAUGCUGAUUCAAAACUGCUUUGACAUCAAAAGAAGAUUUUUCAGCUUUUUGAAUAGCUUCUAUUUAAGACUGAAGAAUUAAAGAAUUUUUCUUGAAGUGCAACAUUGAUGAACUAUAACUCUCCCAUCUAUUUUUAAGGAACUUUAAAUAUGCAAAUAUGUAGGAAGUUUCAAAGAAACCCAGCAUCCAAUGAACUUUUGUUGCCAACUUUCCUUUCACGGUUGUUGGGAAAAAUUCAGAUAUUUCUCAGCCAGCUCUGUAGGGAGUUGAACACAGCAUUAUUAAUUCUCAAAGAUGUGUAUCAACAAAUAUUUUGCUGUCUGAGUGCAGCAAUGCUCCAUUUACUUUGGUAGAACUGCAUUGCUCUCCAGAGAGGAUCUAGGGCAGUAUUUAGGCUCCCUAAUCUGGUUUGUAAAUGAGGGCUUGGAAGCUGAUAUAUAAACACAGAUUGUGGGCUGCUACACGAGGCACUGCUCACUGGUCUGUGCAUCAUAGUGCCCAUGACAUGUGAUGAGUCUAAGAACUAGAAUUUACAAAUAAAAGAAUGCUUUUUUUACAUUCUUUAAUGGCAGUGAAUUUGCAGUGGUUUUCUCUUAAAACAAAUACUGUAUGGUGUGGUCUGAGGGAUUUUUUUUCCAAGGAAGGAAGGAAGUAGCAGCUGAUCAAACAUUUGCCAAAUCAGUGGCUUGGCUUAUACUGAUUAAAGUGAAAACUUGACUCAGACUUCAACUGAGCAGCUCCUAGUGUAAGCAGCAAUGCUCAUAUUCUUGUCAAGUAAUUUGUUACUCAAGAAACAUUGUCAAGAAGUCACGACUGGUUGGUUUAAGAUGACAUAGUACCACAGUUCUGAUAUUUUGUUCCUUUGCAUCUCAGUAUUUUUGAAUUCAAAAUAAUCUGAGGAGCAGUUUGUUGUUAAAUCAUGCAUGGGUUUCUAGUUAAUGAAACUCUGCAUAUAGCUUUAGAGUUUGAUGAAGAUUGCAGUCAGUGCUGGGUCUGAAUCCUGUCAUUCUGCAUAAUGCCCUGGGAGUUGGUCUGAUGUGCAAGAGAGUUGUUUCUUUCUGGGACUCUUCCUCAGUGUUCUGUUGACAUUUACAUUCUUGGUCUUGUCCCCAGCCACCAUCAGGUGUCUGUGUGCCUUGGGGCAGCACUUUGAGCAGAUGGGAGGGACAAAUUCAGUAUUCUUGGCUUCAGUGUGACUUUAGCUUCCAAGGCAAGAAUUUCAGUCCUGUCUUUAUACCAGGCCAGCCUGUCCUUGCCUUCUUUGUGGUCAUGAAAACUGGUUGUGUCCCAUGUACAUGACAAAACUUAGCUGGUUCUCAUGGUAUAAAAGCCGGUAGGGUGAAUAAACUGAGGGUGAUCCAGGUGAGGGAUCCCUGGGAUGUGCCUCAGUUCUGUGCAGAUGUCCCACUGCACGCUCUUCUGACACACUCUGGAGGCUCAGGCCUGCAGCUCAGCGUGUCCAGCACAUCGCAGAGGUCACAGCAGCAGCCCGUGAGGAUCUGCAGGCAAAAUCUGCAGGCAGGGCCACGCUACCACAGUUUGCCACAGUGUGGAGCCAGCUGACAGGGCUCCUGGUGUUCUCUGCACCUUCAGCCUGCUGGCUUCAGUCCGGGGCUUUUGUUCAACUGCAAAAGUAGUACCUGGUCAAACAUACUGUUAGAGAGAUUAGCUUUUACUUAGACUUUAAAUCUAAUGAAAACAUCAACAAACAUGGGCUUCUGCAGUGUAAUUUGGACACCUAGCCCUGGAAUGGCAGUGCUGUGAGAGGAGCAGCUGUGAGUGGACAGUUUAGUGACACCUGAGCUGUCAGCUUUGCUGUCACUGUUCUGGGCACAGUGACACCCUGGAAACCCCUCAGAGCCACUGUGCCCUGGGGGGGCAGGUGACUGUUCUGGGGAACACAUCUGUGCAGGGGUAAGGGGGCUGCAGACACUACUCCUCCCAGUGAUGAGCUCACACUGCCUAGCAUCAGCCCUGAUUUAUUUACUACUUUAUCCAUAGCUAAAUUAUUCUGGCUUUGGAGAAAGGACAUCAGAAGGAGAAACAAGAAUUUAGCAUCCUGUGAACACUUCAGUACACUACAGGGCAGUAAAUGUUGCACUGAUAAAUGUUUAAAUGCUGAGAUAUUUUCAGAAUUACUGUAAAAUCAGUUGUGAGAGCCAUUUGUUUUUCUCUGUUGCACAGACUAGUCACUUUUUUGCAUGGUUACCUAUUUUAGUACUUGUGCCUUUUACUUCUUUGUUGUGAGGAUACAUUUUAUUUUCACGUUUUAUCAUCUGGUUUUGGACACUUUUUAUAUACACUUCUUUAAUCAUCUGGUUUCUUGUAAUGUACAUGUGUACAUAUAAAAUAGAUCAGAUUUGUAUUCAUGUGCCUCUGAGAUGUAAAAAUAUUCAUUUUGUACAGGUUUUUUUAGAAGCACUAGGUCAUGGUCUAAAUUACGUAGCAAAUGAAAUUUAACAUAAUUAGCAGUUCUUUGUCUUCUUUUAGGAAUGUUGUGUCAGAUGGUUGGUCUCUUGUAAGGCAAUGUCACACACUGCAGAUUUAUCGGUUUAGUAUUGUUUUGAGACCAAUUCUAUCCACUUGUUGGCUUAAGUUAAUUCAAAAUAAUAAAACACUUAAUUAAAUGUUACAGUCCUGACUUGGUGAUUAUAGUUUUUAUUUCCAUUAAAGCAAAUUUGCUUCCUUUUAUACUUGAAAUGGGCACCAGACCAAAACCUCAUUUGAACACAUUGCCCAUUUCAGGUUAACUUCCAUUCUGGGAUUAUUUUUGUGAGAUCAGGCAAGUGAUUUACUUUGACCAUUGAAAUGGAAAAAGAAAUUGCAUUACCAGUUGAUAGACUCUCCAUCUUGGAGUGCCUAAAAUGCUUUAGUUACUCCUUGUCUUCCCUGCCUGGCUUUUGUGGCAGCGUUUCCUAAGGACAGACCCUGGAUCUGCAUUCCUCUUGCAGAUGUGAGAGAUUGGGUGUCUUGUUCUUCACAUUUCAGCAGAUGCUGAACAAACUUCUUCCCUUGGGGUUUGUAGCACAGCACUCUCCCACAGCAUUUGGGAAGCUGUAUAGAUGCAUUGUGAGCCUGGACAUCUGUAACUGGUAACAAGGGCCCUGGUCCUAGAAGUGUCCUUCCCUCCCUCCAACCUCUUCUUGAGCUGGUGGUUUAAUUUCUGGAGUGUUGACCCUGCUCAUCUGAUGAGAUCCUCAAAUUGUUCCCUCUGUUACACCUUGUUGUUUAUCAAUAUCCCACUCACCAGCUCCCAGACAGUGAGAUAAUAAACUGUGGUAAGUCUCAAGGAAAAAAUCAUCAAUAUCCCCUAAAUCUUUCAAAAAACCAAAGUUUUUAUCUAGAAAAGAAUAUGUUCCUUUAUCACAGAGCAGAAAUUUUUGACUGAAUUUGACACCCAUUUCACAGAAUAUAAAGCUACCUUAGAAGCAAGGAGGUGGUUUUAUUUUUUAUUUCAAGGCUGCUUGGUAUGAAAAUGAGCAAAGUUCACUUGCUCCAUUGUUUCUGAAAAAAAAAAGCAACCAGCAAAAGUGGCAUAUUCCUAUUUUUAAUCUCAUUCUGUUAUUUAUAACAUCAGUGAAGUGAUGUCAGUACUGUUGCAAUGUGCCAUUACACUAUUUUCUCUGUAUUUUCUUGAAAUAUUUUUUGGGGACAAUAAAGCUGUCCUUGCUGAUGUGGAUCCUUCAGGUAGCUGUAAUGUACAAUCAGAUAUGUAAAUAAAUUAUUUGCUUUCCCUGCA
Motacilla alba alba is the source of this 12809-nucleotide messenger RNA. It is a transcript of the gene RAB11FIP4, whose product is annotated as RAB11 family interacting protein 4. Lineage: Eukaryota; Metazoa; Chordata; Aves; Passeriformes; Motacillidae. Gene Ontology annotation, cellular component: endocytic vesicle; cleavage furrow; recycling endosome membrane. Gene Ontology annotation, molecular function: calcium ion binding. The record is from RefSeq and is a predicted model, not a curated record. The transcript has 13 exons. Gene Ontology annotation, biological process: endocytic recycling; regulation of cytokinesis. The coding region runs from base 3599 to 5089 and encodes 496 amino acids.